AAACUAAUAAGAGCUGUUAUUCAAUCGUCAUUUGAGUCAAAUUCACUGGAAAAUAAAAAAUUCAGCUGAAUUGGUAAAUCAUCUGCAGGGAAAAGUUCUGUAUCAUGUUUCAGCUAGUCAUCUUCUGUUUACUUCCAUUACUCAUCUCUUGUGUCAACUACGAAGACUGUGGUCAAGCUGAUAGAUCUUUGGUUUUCCGAAAGUUGAAUUUUGCAAAUCAGUCUUUACUCAUCGAUGGCGUCAAUCCAAUUCGAGCUGAAGUUGACUUCAGUCUACUUGAUCCUGUAGACAAUGAGGUUACAUUGAGUGCUGAACUCAUAAGAUACUUUACGAUUCUUGGAUACGAAACCAGCGUUUCUCUUCCCUGCAUCAACGAUGUUGGAAGCUGUUCCAAUAACUUUUGUUACAUGGUUCAAUCCUACGAAACCUUGGCUCGCUCCUUUGCAACUCAAUUGAAGGUACCUUUUGACUGUUUGAUGAAACCAGGUCGAUAUUCAGGCAACGUUACUUAUCCAGUUCCCAUUGAAGGGUUUAGACCAUUGCUCUCUGCGCUUAGUUGGGCAGCUUCGGGUAAAUAUGAGCUAACCAUACGAUGGACCUCAAAUGAUAUUGAGAUUGGCUGUCUUGCUGUUACAGCUGAUGUAGAGAUCAAUGCAUAAUUGUAAUCCCUCCUCACUCACCACAAUUUCAUUACUCACAUGCUGAUGAAUAACAGUUAAAUGUAAUUCAAGGCGAAUCUCGAUUAAAUAAGCUUGUGAUACAAACACAAUAAAGUUGCAAUAAAUUAUCAGAAUCAUAA
Tetranychus urticae (two-spotted spider mite) is the source of this 799-nucleotide messenger RNA. RefSeq lists its product as uncharacterized. Gene Ontology annotation, biological process: lipid transport; ganglioside catabolic process. Lineage: Eukaryota; Metazoa; Arthropoda; Arachnida; Trombidiformes; Tetranychidae. Gene Ontology annotation, molecular function: lipid carrier activity; enzyme activator activity. Gene Ontology annotation, cellular component: cytoplasmic side of plasma membrane. The record is from RefSeq and is a predicted model, not a curated record.